Molecule: messenger RNA, 4551 nt
Organism: Geodia barretti
Lineage: Eukaryota; Metazoa; Porifera; Demospongiae; Tetractinellida; Geodiidae
Source: the annotation of a GenBank genome assembly
CACCACAUGAGCGUAGUAAAUCGUACAAGCUCCCCCUGCAGCCAUUCAGCAAGCGAAGCCGUAGCGAUGUGGAGAAGGAGCACCGUUCUCUGUGCCACUCUGGCGCUGAUGGCCGUCUGCACAGCUCAGAUUGACGACGAUUGCCUUGAUGGAGACCUCAGACUGAGGGGAGGAGAGAAGGAACACGAGGGAAGAGUGGAGAUCUGUGUCUCUGGAGAGUGGGGGACUGUGUGUGAUGACCUCUGGGACAGAUACAAUGCUAAAGUCGUAUGCAACCAACUGGGAUUCAAUUACAGCGCUGCAAUAGCGGUGAGUCGGGCCCACUAUGGCGAAGGUUCCGGACCUAUCUUCCUGGACAACGUGGCCUGCUCUGGAAGAGAAGAGAGACUGACAGACUGCGUCCACAACGGUUUGUUGGAGCACAACUGUGGACAUCAUGAAGAUGCUGGUGUCUACUGCCAGCCUGUGGAGGAGGCAUGUUUAGAUGGCAGUAUCAGACUAGCUGGUGAGAGAGAGGUUCAGAACGAGGGGCGAGUGGAGAUUUGCAACCAGGGACAGUGGGGAACAGUCUGUGACGACAGAUGGGACAGAAACGACGCUGCCGUCGCCUGUGCACAGCUCGGCUUUCUUCAAAAUGAUGCCAUCCCGGUGUCGCGUGCAAUGUAUGGCCAGGGAAUUGGCUACAUUCUCUAUGAUGAGAUGGACUGCACUGGACUGGAGAGGAACCUGAGUGACUGUCGCAGUGCCGGCCUCCUUGUCAACGACUGUCAGCACAGCGAGGACGCCGGAGUCCUCUGUAGACCAAGAGAAGACAGCCCGUGCAGUAAUGGAGAGCUGCGACUGACUGGUGGCAGGGAUUCGACCGAGGGAAGAGUAGAGUUCUGUUUCAACGGACGAUGGGGCACCGUCUGCGACGACCGUUUUGGAGACAGCGAUGCUCGUGUCAUCUGCCGCCAGUUGGGAUUCCCUGCAGGCUAUGGUCAGUCGGGGGCCACAUUUGGUCAAGGCGCCGGUCCAAUAUUCCUGGACGAUCUCGACUGUCUCGGGAAUGAGACAACUCUCCUCAGCUGCAGACACGACGGAGUCGGUUUCCACAACUGCCAACACUCUGAAGACGCAUCUGUCAUUUGCCUAGCUGCAGAGGAAAGGUGUAUCGAGGGAGACGUGAGACUAAUGAACGGGGACUACCCCAAUGAGGGUCGAGUGGAGAUCUGUAUUAGCAACCACUGGGGUACUGUCUGUGACUAUCUGUUUGAUGCCAGUGAUGCCAGAGUCGUCUGCAAUCAACUGGGAUACACCAAUGGAGAUGUGAUCCAAGUACAGGAUGGUUACUAUGGAGCUGGACGUGGAAUGGUAUGGCUGAGUGGACUGGAGUGUUCUGGGAAUGAGACACGUCUCCUGGACUGUCCUCUACCAUACAGCAGUCGCUCCUGCUCCCACUCUUCUGACGUGUCCAUCAUCUGCCCCAUAACUGCCAGUGGUGGGACAGUGGGCAGAUGCAGUGAUGGAGCCGUGAGACUGGUGAACGGGUCGCUACCCAACGAGGGUCUGGUGGAGAUCUGCUACAACGGGAGGUGGGGUGCCAUCUGUGAGGACCAGUGGGACACACUGGAUGCCACUGUCGUCUGUCACCAGAUGGGAUUUCCUGGGGACAGCGUGAUAGCGGUGGGUAAGAGUCUAUUCUCCUCGUCGUCCGGUCCCAUAUUCCUGGACAGUGUCGACUGCCAGGGGACUGAGUCCAGAUUGGAUGAAUGUUUCGACCGCAGCUCACUCGGAACUCACAGCUGUCGAGACGUCAGUGGCCAUGCUGGAGUCAUAUGCCCCUCAAUAGAGAGGACGUGUGACAACGGAGAGGUGAGGUUGGUUGGAGGAGGGACCCUGUUGGAGGGGAGGGUCGAGGUGUGCUACAACAGCCGGUGGGGGACAGUGUGUGACAACAUGUGGGACAGGAGGGACGCCAGAGUCGUCUGUAGACAGGUGGCAGGAGAGUACGGCCUCGAAUACGAUGACUUCUUCAAUCCAGUGGCAGUGAGAGGGUCAGGUUUUGGCAGAGGCAGUGGUCCGGUGUUUCUGACGGAUCUUCUCUGUGUUGGCUCAGAGCAGAACCUGCUGGAGUGUCGCGGAGCCGAGGUUGGGGUCUAUGACUGCAGCAGUGCCGGCAUCUACUGCGGACUGCAACCCUGUAAGGAUGGGUCUCUGCGACUGGCUGAAGGGUUGCCAGGCUCCAACAACACUGGCCGAGUGGAGAUGUGCAUCAGAAAUGUAUGGGCUGGACUCUGCGACACGGGGUUUGAUGACAGAAAUGCUGAGUUUGUCUGUUCCCAACUUGGCCUCCCUGACAAGAACGCAGUGUCAGUAGGGGGAGAUUUCUUUGGUCACGGUCACCACAUAUCAUCGUGGUCGGUCGCCUACUCGUGCGACAAUGGCAGUAGAGGGUGCAGUCUCAGAGCCACGACCAAGACAGAGUGUCCUCAUGUUGGAGUAUUCUGUGAACAGAUGGUGACAAGGUGCAGGACGGGCCACGUGAGAGUGGUGGGCGGAGCCAAUUCCUCGGAGGGAAGGGUGGAGGUGUGUCUCAAUGGACAGUGGGGGAAGAUAUGUGACGACUCUUGGGAUGAUAAUGCUGCUAAAGUGGUGUGUGGGCAAUUAAAUCUACCAACAAUUGGAGCCAAGGCAGUGGUGGGAUCAUCAAUAUGGGGGUCCUCCCCCUCUCUCGACUAUGUUCUGGACGACGUGAAGUGUUUUGGGAGUGAGAGCAAACUACUGGACUGCCACAGCAGCCCUGUUCUCUCUCACAACUGUCUCCACACUGAGGAGGCCGGCGUCACUUGUCACGGUAAAACAAGCAACUCGGGGCAGAAUAAAACUCUGCCCACGGAGACUAGUCCAGCAGCAGUCAGUUGUAUCAGGGGAGGAGGGGGAGGAGAGGAGGACAUGUACUCGUCAGGGCAAGUGGCUGCCAUCAUCCUCCCGGUUGUUCUGGUGAUGAUGGUUGUCUUGGUCUCUUCUCUCGCUGGGAUGUGGCUCGUCCUCCAGAGGAGAAAGAGGUCAGUAAACCAGUCAGACCAGUUUCCAAUCGCCCGUGGCCAGGGUAUUGUCCAGUUCAACGAGUUUUCGUCUGAGUCAGAGUCACUAGACAAGAUCUCUGGCACCAACACAGCCAUCUGAAUCCCAUCCGACCCUUCCAACAGCCUCGUAUGUACAGACAAUGACAGCUAGAGCACAAACACAUUUAGGUUAACUUUUGGUUUUUUCAUCACACGUGUAUAUAGGACUAGUUUUGGCGGAGAAUGUUAGGCAUCACCGAAUCAAUUCUUUAAACAGUUCCAUUUCUCUUUUAGUUUUUAUAAAUCACUUUGUAUGACUGUGAAUAUUUGCUUUCAAAAUUUAAUGAUGGAUACAUGAACCAUUGGUUUAUGUCAACUCAGUUGGUUUGCGGUUGAAUAACUCAGUCAACUCGACAUUAUUGCUACCAUCAAGGCAAACAUCCGUUCUUUUCGUUCCUCCAAUUCUGCUGACAAUGAAUAUUUUACCGUACAAAAAUCGUACAGUACUUUAUGCUGUGAAUGAAUGCUACAAAAAUCCAAUUAUGCACCCCUGGAAAAUAAAUUAACGACUUCAAAACACCCACCUUUUGAUAAAUAAAUAACAUGACCAGUAAUAAUAUGUGUAUUUAAAACAGUGUUACCGGUGGUCUAAUAGCUCUGCCUACCUACCCCUCCUUGUUUUUCAAGUGCUCAGCAAAGUUUCUGACGGCCUGCUCCUGUUUUCGGGUCUCGAUUGACCCUCGUCUUCUCCUCCUAGUCUCAGCAAUGGCGUCGUCUCCGGUGUAGCCCUCUCUGGCCACCAGAUAGCAGGCCAGCAUGGUCCCCGUCCUACCUCGACCCAUCGCACAGUGCACACCAACACCCUGCACAAGACAGAUCAGCUUCACAUCUGUAUAACUCUGCAACAUCUCGCAACUCUAUUGACUUUGCUCUAAAUAUGUAACGUGCUCUGCGGUUUCUUCAAAGGUCUACAUUGUUGGCUUUUCAUGUACUGUAUAUACAUAGCUGCUCAACUUUACCCACACCAACUUCAACACUGUCACACUGGGAUAUGAACUUGUGUACUAUGCUAUGCAUUCGGUAUGCACACCUGCGUAGGAGGUAGAGAAGUUUUCAAUCAGAAGCAAAAGGAGUCAUGUGCAGCUUUCAAUCUUGUUUGGAAGUGUGCGUGUUGUGUGUGUGUGUGCCAAUUACACUUUCUGCAUUUUCCACUAUCCGGAGGAAUUCCUCAAUCUGCUCCAUUGUAGGUGGAGUGAAGUCCUGUAUGUCAAUAGAGUGCACCGCCAUGCCGUGAGCUCUAGCAUCCUCUUCAUAGGUGGAGGGAUGGGAAGCCACUGUAGUUAGGUUGACCAGAGUUCUAAUACCCUCCUGGGCGAGAAACAGAAUAUUCUCACUCACGGGAUAGCCCAUUCCCGCCAGUUUACCCUCCACAAACCAGGAGAAGUUCCUAGGAGAGGCCAUCUUUUGAGAAACGAUUGUGGUUGCUUCUACGGACUGGGCGUUA